GCGGAAGUGGCUGUGCGUCAGGUCUGUGCAGCUUUUGGAGAGCGGCGCUGGAUCAUGGCUCCCCCCGCGCUAAAGUCCAGGUCUUGUCUCUGACCUCUGAGCUCUUACCUGCUGGUUGCCCCAGGAGGGGCCGGGCCCUAGUUGCCCCUGUCGCAAUGGAAACGGCCCCUGUACUGUCGACCCCAGGUCUGGGUCUGGUCCUGGUUGAGUUUGAGUACCAGUACCGCGGCCGGGACGGGGAUUUGAUCCAGAUCAGGCCCAACGAGCGCUAUGAGCUCCUGACUAAGACCAACGCUCACUGGUGGCAAGUCCGGACUAAACCCGGAUCUAAACCGUUCUACAUCCCGGCCAAGUACGUGCGUGAGCUGCCCCAUGUGCCUGACCUUAGCCCCGCCCUCUGCCUCCCUAUUGGUCAAGAGAGCACAAGCCCCGCCCCCAUGCACACAAGCACCGCUCCUGUGCCCGUCCCAGUCCCGGUCCUGCCCAAGACCCCGGACGAGCCCCGCAAGCCCUCGGACCAGGUCACGAUCCGGUUGCGGUCAGACGGGGCGUACCGGCGAACAGAGAACCGAAUGUCGACCUUUGGCUUUCCUCUGGAUAGUGACGUUUCCACAGCGAUGCCCAGAACGACCAACGGGACUACAAACAUGGCCGACAGCCUCCGAGUGCCUACCUCAGGGGAUUCUGGGAAUAGUCAUGCCCACUUCACUCGUCACCAACCAAUCCCGGUGGAGAUGCCCAGACCCCCACCCACUCACGCCGUUACCCAGGAAACAGCCACCCAAUCAGGACGGCUGGAAGCACAGGAAGGGCAUCUGAGUCAAACUGGAGCAGGAGACGAAGAAUCAGAGGAGUUGCCUGAGGAGCCGAGCGAGAGCGAGGAGGAGAGGGAGGAGGAGCAGCCAUUGAAGGAGAAGGAGGUGAGGGAGGAGAGAGAGGCCGAGCACCCAAAGGAGCACCCAAAGGAGCACCCAGAGGAGCAGCCAGAGGAGAACACAGUGGAGAACCAAGAGGAGCGCCCAUCACACAGGGAGCAGAGGGGGGAGGGGGAGGAGAGGGAGGGGAGCUCCUCACACAUCUACGAGUCCAUCCAAGACCUCAACAUCGACCUGGACGCUUUGAUUGGUCGAGACACAAUGCCCAAACAGGAAGUGGAGUCUGAGGCCCCGUCCCCUGCACAGGAGUCCAAACCCGACAGCCCCAUCUACGCCAACGUCUACAAAAACACCAUCCCACCCCCGCCCUCUGACCCCGCCCCUCCGGCCCCAGGCCCUGCCCCCUCCCUCUCAGGGUCCUCCUGUUCCGGACUAAGCCCCGCCUCCCCCCUCAGCCCAUUGGAUGAAUGGCAGGCUCACACAGACACGGAUUCGGGGAAACUCUUUUACUUUAAUGCUCUGACCAGACGUACCACCUGGACCCCACCCUCUGAGCCCAGCCCCACCCACUCACAGUGGGAGCGCCUGGUGGACGAGGUCUCAGGGAGGUUUUACUUUUUCAACCCGACGACAGGAGCCACGUCCUGGGAUUUACCCGAGUCCCACACCCCCCUGAGCUCCAGGACUCCCAACACACACCCACCGCUACCAGAAGAGGACUACCCUCACAACCAGGCUCCAGACGACAGCGUCUUCACCACAAACCUUCAGCUGCAGAUCCCCAGAGCUCAGCUGGACCCUAAAGUGGAUCUCAGACAGUCAGAGAGGACGUUAGGAAAUGGAGUCCCUGACUCGGCGACGUCGCACACCUGGAGACACAGUGUGGCUGAAGACAGAUUCUCCUCGCUCCGGAGGCACGCCUCUGAUGUGACUGAGCGCUCCAAAGGUCACAUCCCCGACGCCACACAGCCCCCUGAUAGGUUGAAGCUGAGGAGGAACCUGUCCAAUCGCAGCACAGACUCACACCAGCAGCACGGCCACAUGCUGGAGAAGGCCGGAAUCAUCAACAAAACCAAAGUCUGCGAAAACGGAAAAAAGCUCAGGAAAAACUGGUCUCAGUCGUGGACCGUUCUUCAUGGAGGAAUCUUGACGUUCCACAGAGACCCCAAAUCUGCCCCUGCCGGCACCAACAGUAAAGCAUCUCAGAUUGUACCGGAGUUCACGGUGGAUCUGAGAGGAGCCUCUGUGUCCUGGGCCCACAACAAGUCCUCCAAGAAGAACGUCCUGGAGCUGAAGACUCGUCAGGGCUGUGAGUUCCUGAUUCAGUACGACACUGAGAGCAUCGUCAGCGACUGGUACAAGGUCAUCAGUGAAGCUAUACAGCAACUGUCUGUGUGUGUCCCGGACUGGGAUGGACCAUCUGAGGACUCCGAUGAUUCGGACCAAGAGAGGACCAAGAGGAACUCGUCUCGUUCAGAUCCAGAGCAGAGACGAGUUCGACACAAACUCCGACGAUUCCUCCAGAGACGCCCCACACUGCAGAGCGUCAAAGAGAAGGGAUAUAUACGAGACGCAGUAUUCGGGUGUCACCUAGACACUCUCUGUCACCGUGAGAACUCCACUGUCCCACGCUUUGUCCAAAAGUGCGUCCGCUUCGUCGAGCGCCGCGGCCUCGACACCGAUGGAAUCUACCGUGUGUCCGGCAACCUGGCGGUCAUCCAGAAACUGAGACAUAAGGCUGACCACGAGGAGCAGUUGGACUUGGAGGACGGGGACAUCACAGAGGUCCACGUCGUGACCGGAGCGCUGAAGCUGUUUUUCCGAGAGUUACCGGAGCCUCUGUUUCCCUUCAGCUCCUACGACAAAUUCAUCGCCGCCAUCCAGUUACCGCAGUACUCUCAGAGAGUCUCCUACAUUAAAGACUUGGUUCAGAUUCUUCCUCUGCCAAACCACAGCACCAUGGAGCUGCUCUUCAGACACCUGCACAGGGUGGUGGAGCACGGUGAGCAGAACCGAAUGUCGUGUCAGAGUUUGGCAAUCGUCUUCGGGCCGACUUUGCUCCGCCCACAGGUGGAGUCUAACCUCACGGUGCACAUGGUGUUUCAGAGCCAGAUCAUAGAACUACUGCUGAGGGAGGGGCCGGACAUAUUCACCCCACCACAAUAAGACUACAGCUUAACCCCGCCAUAAUAAGACUACAACACUCCGCCACAAUAAGACUACAUAGUCACUCCGCCACAAUAAGACUACACAGUCACCCUGCCACAAUAAGACUACACCAUCACCCUGCCACAAUAAGACAAAACUAUCACCCUGUUACAAUAAGACUACAGCUUAAUUCCGCCACAAUAAGACUACACCAUCACUCUGCCACAAUAAGACAAAACUAUCACCCUGUUACAAUAAGACUACAACACCCCACCACAGUAAGACUACGACACUCCGCCACAGUAAGAGUCCAGCUUGACGGUCGCAUGGUGUCCCAGGGCCAGAUCGUACAACUGCUGCUGAGGAAAGGGCCGGACAAAAUAACCCCAAUAAGAGUCCUGCAUCACUGUGACAUUGCUGUGUUUCCCCUUUCACAAUAAAAGCCCUCACCUAUCCCCACUAAUGCCUCUCCUUUAAAAUAAAAGCACCAUGGUCUCUUCUGCUGCGGGUCACUGUGGAUGUCCCCUUCCUCCUUCAAAAUAAAAGUCCCCUUCAUAAUAAAAGCACCUGGACUUCAGAGCCUUCAGAAUAAAGCAACAAAAAGAACUUCAGGAAUCAAAAGGAAAUGACACAAGGCCUUAGGAAAAGACACAAGGCCUUAGGAAAAGACACAAGGCCUUAGGAAAAGACACAAGGCCUUAGGAAAAGACACAAGGCCUUAGGAAAAGACACAAGGCCUUAGGAAAUGACACAAGGCCUUAGGAAAUGACACAAGGCCUUAGGAAAUGACACAAGGCCUUAGGAAAUGACGCGUCUUAAUGACACUACAAGAACAGAAUAAACUUUGGGAAAAACUUUAAAAAUGAACUAUUUGGGGGGGGGGGGAAAUUACCAACAGUCCUGGUUUAGACCUGGUUUAGACCUGGUUUAGUCCUGGUUUAGACCUGGUUUAGACCUGGUUUAGACCUGGUUUAGACCUGGUUUAGUCCUGGUUUAGACCUGUGCU
This is a messenger RNA of Periophthalmus magnuspinnatus, 4029 nucleotides long. It is a transcript of the gene arhgap27l, whose product is annotated as Rho GTPase activating protein 27, like. Gene Ontology annotation, biological process: regulation of GTPase activity; signal transduction. Gene Ontology annotation, cellular component: cytoplasm. The record is from RefSeq and is a predicted model, not a curated record. The transcript has 23 exons. Lineage: Eukaryota; Metazoa; Chordata; Actinopteri; Gobiiformes; Gobiidae. Gene Ontology annotation, molecular function: protein binding. The coding region runs from base 156 to 3041 and encodes 961 amino acids.